GGGGGUUUCUAGUUGCUUGUUUUGCACCUGUUGCUGUAUGAUAUUCGCGACCAAGUGAAAAGAUACUUCGGAGUGAAUUUAUACACUUCUGUUUUUGCGAUAGCCUGCCUGAAUUAAAACGCUCUCUUAAUUGAUCAUAAAAAGCUGAUCUACCGUUGAGGUAAGCCUGCCCAGGUUACCGGCUGAACAAGGAAGCGUUGACACUGUCAACUCCACAGUGAUAAGGAAGCCAUACUUCCUAUGGCACCUGUGUCACAUUUAACGCAUGCAGUUUAAUCUGGUUAACUGAACAAAUAUGUAAUUUUAGGGACAAUAUAUCUCAUCAUAUUUACUUAUGUUUUGGUUAGGUGAGAGAUCAACAAAGUUUGAUUGGAAGUAUCUAAAUAGAAAGCAAAUGUUUUUUUCCAUUCGGAUUGAGCGCACGGUAAUAAAACAAAGGCGUCGCUGCAGUCGAGAAAGCUGAAGUGUCAACGAAAACAUACGGAAUUCAGAUUGAAGUGUAUUCGCUAAAUUCGAAGAUGAAUAUGUCAUCAGAGGAGAUCGCGUUGGUGCACUCCGAAUUGGCUGAGGAUUCGACAGGCCGACUGCAGUUAUUCAACAGGAGCGCAGCGCAGAAUAUGACAGUGCUGCACUCAGGAAACAAAACCCUAUUGGGAGACGAGCUCUUCUUAAACACCACGGCUGCACAGGCUCUGUCCGGCAUCUUCGUCUGGUCCGCCCUCCUCAUCACCUGCCACCAGAUCUACGUCCACCUGCGGUCCUACACGGUCCCAAACGAGCAGCGUUACAUCAUCAGGAUCCUGUUCAUCGUGCCCAUCUACGCCUUUGACUCCUGGCUCAGCCUGCUCUUCAUCAGCAACGAUCAGUACUACGUGUACUUCGACUCCGUACGGGACUGCUACGAAGCAUUCGUCAUUUACAACUUCCUGAGCCUGUCCUUCGAAUACCUCGGAGGAGAGAGCAACAUCAUGUCCGAAAUCCGGGGCAAGCCCAUUCAGUCAAGCUGUCUGUAUGGUACCUGCUGUUUGGCUGGCUGCAGCUACUCUAUUGGCUUUCUGCGAUUCUGUAAACAGGCCACUCUUCAGUUCUGUGUGGUUAAACCCCUCAUGGCUGUCAUCACCAUCCUCUUACAGGCUUUUGGAAAGUACCACGAUGGAGACUUUAAUCCCACGGGCGGAUACCUCUACAUCACAAUCGUCUACAACUUCUCCGUCAGCCUGUCCCUGUACGCACUCUUCCUCUUCUACUUCGCCACCAGCGACCUGCUGAGGCCCUUCGAACCCGUGCUCAAAUUCCUCACCAUCAAAUCCGUCAUCUUCCUCUCCUUCUGGCAAGGCAUGGUUCUGGCCAUCCUGGAGCGCUGUGAGGUCAUCCCGGAGGCCCUGGUCAUCGACGGGCACGAGGUGGGGGCCGGCACGGUGGCGGCCGGGUGGCAGAACUUCAUCACCUGCAUCGAGAUGUUCUUCGCCGCCAUCGCCCUCAGAUAUGCCUUCACCUGCACGGUGUACCAGGAGAAGAAGGCAGAGACGCCAGACAACAACGCCCCAAUGCAGAGCAUCUCCAGCGGACUGAAGGAGACGAUAAACCCCAACGACAUGGUUCAGGACGCCAUACACAACUUCUCCCCCACCUACCAGCAGUACACGCAGCAGUCCACGCAGGAAGUGGCCCAGCCCGGCCAGAACGGCACCGUGGGGUUCGUAGGCGGCGGCGGCAAAAAGAACGACAAAAUCAUGCUCAUCACCUCCGACGACGAGUUCUAAGGACGGCCGGGACGGUCUACGAUCGAAGUCAGUUCUCAAGGGGACGCCUCUCGUCGGCACCUCCGUUCUGGAAUUCGACCCGUUUUUUUUUAUAUCUAUCUUGGGCCUUUAUCAAUCAACAUCCUUUUCAGCCAACCGUCUUUUAGCAUUCAGUCGCCACCAGUUUUUGAGUAAGGUCUGAAAAACGGAAACGUUAGCCUAUAUUCUUUUCUCAAGGGUAGGAACGCAGAGUGCAGUGUGGUCGGAGUUGUUGUUCGUCCUUCAGUUUUUUGCUUGUGAUAUCUGCUAAUGGGGGUUAGCACCAAAUGCCGGGGAGCUAUGAACCGUUUGGCUAUUACUAUAGAAAGGAUAAAUCGGUCCUUCUUUCUCGUCAGUUUUUCCCUUCUGAUAUAUUCCGAAUCAUGGCUGAAAUUCAGGUAAAUAAAUACACAAGUAACAGAGACUGAGCCUUUGAUGUUGGGAAUCGGGAAUACCUUUGGGGGUAAAAAUAUUACGACGGCACGUCUUUCAGGGACCCCCUGAUGAACAGCUGUUCCCAAAGACCAGGCACUAAAAGUGAACAUGAUGGGGCCUGAUGGCUGCCGUUGAGCUAAAACUUUCGCAGUUUUGUUUCUUCAUAGUGUUGAUUCCACAUUUACAUCCCCACACGAUGUUGGAAUUUAUGUAUUGUUUUACUGAAGUGUGUAUUGUGGGGACAUAGGGUGGUCUGAGAAACUUGCAAAGCAUCAAUAUUCAUAAUUACACAACAGUAUCAGUAUAUGGGUGAAGACCACAAGCUGAAUCUCUCAUAAAGACGUUAGAUAGUUUUUAUGACUAUACUACUGAAAAUAUGUCAUUAACGCUUUGUUGUGUAUUGACUAUAGUGCCCUUUCCUUGUUUAGCUGCUGUCCUGAUUUCUAAUUGGGAAAAUAAACCUAGUUUGCGUUUUAGCUUUAUUUACCUGAUGAUUUGGUCUAUUAAUUGGCAGUUUGAAAGACAAUUAUUGUUGUUGCGUUCUCACAGUGUUUCUUGUUUGUUAAUUUGUCAUUUCUUUACAUCUCACUGGUUCAUGGUUCAAGCACUAAGAAUGUACUGUAAAUUAAUGUAAAUAUGAAUUCACUUUCAUUUAAACUAAUGUAAAAUAUUGUAUAUAGGGGCUGCUCAGUGACUCAUUCCAAAUCAGCAUAUGCAGGACUGAUAAGAAACUUUCACUUUACCUGUGUUUUUAUACUAAAUAUAUUUAUGAGUUUUACUGUGUUGUGGAUGAAACGCUCAUCUAUAAGUGAACAGAUUCUCUUUUCUAUCAUUACGAUUAACCAUUUCGGCAAUCUGUUAUUUGUCUUAAGUUUCAUUUUUCCGGACAAAUUCUGAUUUCAAAUCCAAAUAAAGAUAUUUGUUUCCUUAA
Messenger RNA from Conger conger (European conger), 3147 nucleotides. It is a transcript of the gene tmem184a, whose product is annotated as transmembrane protein 184a. The record is from RefSeq and is a predicted model, not a curated record. Gene Ontology annotation, biological process: transport. The transcript is spliced from 9 exons. The coding region runs from base 519 to 1763 and encodes 414 amino acids. Gene Ontology annotation, cellular component: early endosome membrane. Lineage: Eukaryota; Metazoa; Chordata; Actinopteri; Anguilliformes; Congridae. Gene Ontology annotation, molecular function: transporter activity.